Messenger RNA from Sparassis crispa, 999 nucleotides. RefSeq lists its product as hypothetical. Bases 1 to 999 code for a protein of 332 amino acids. The record is from RefSeq and is a predicted model, not a curated record. Gene Ontology annotation, cellular component: fungal-type cell wall. NCBI's taxonomy places the organism in Eukaryota, Fungi, Basidiomycota, Agaricomycetes, Polyporales, Sparassidaceae. The transcript has 2 exons. Gene Ontology annotation, molecular function: structural constituent of cell wall.
AUGCUCGCACGCGUCCACCUCCCUUUCCUCGCCGUCCUCGCCUCUGCCCUCCUCGCCUCUGCCGCCCCCGUGAUCGACUGUGGCUGCACGUCCCCCUCCCCCACCAGCUCGCACGUCUCCACCAGCCCGCCCGUCCCCAGCUCCACUUACUCCCCGCCUUCGUCCUCGUCCUCCCACAAGUCCCACAAGACCUCCUCGUCCCACAAGACCUCUUCGUCUGCGCCCUCGCCGACUUCGAGGAGCCAGUCCCACGUCCCGACCUCGCCCUGGUCCACCCACCUCUGGCCCACUUCCAGCCCGUCUUCUGCCUCCACUGAGCCGUGCUCCUUCGCACCCAGUUCGAGCGCGUCCCACUCUACCCAGUAUCCGACGUCCUCCACGCCGCCCCCUUGGUCCUCCGCAUCCACCGCAGCCCCCACGAGCCCGUCCACUUACGCUCCGCCCACGUCCACGCCGAGCGCUCCUACCUCCGCGUCUGGCCCUCCGUCCUCUGCCUCUUGGCCCUCGUCGUCCUCCGCCUCUUGGCCCUCGUCUUCGCCAACCUCUUCUUCGCCAACCUAUUCUUCGCCAACCUCUUCUUCGCCUACCUCCUCUUCGCCUACCUCUUCUUCGCCUACCUCCUCUUCGCCUACCUCUUCUUGGCCAACCUCUUCUUGGCCAACCUCUUCUUCGCCUACCUUUUCUUCGCCCACCUCGUACUCGCCUACCUCUUCUUCGCCCUCCUCCACACCCUCGUCCAUCCCCGCCUCCCAAUGCAACACCGGCUCCAUUCAGUGCUGCGACUCGCUCCAGGACUCGUCCUCUCCCCAGGCCCAGAGCAUCCUCUCUUCCCUCGGUCUUCCGCUCGCCGACGCUGCUAACCUUGCUGGCAUUGGCUGCACUGCGGGCCUCGUUGGCGUCGGCGGCGACACUUGUGUCAGCGCCCCAGUGUGCUGCGAGGAUAAUAGCUUCCAGGGCCUCAUCAACCUCGGAUGCGUCCCCAUCAUUAUCUCCCUCUGA